This is a messenger RNA of Plasmodium cynomolgi strain B, 933 nucleotides long. RefSeq names its product cyclin dependent kinase 7 (cdk7) putative. The record is from RefSeq and is a predicted model, not a curated record. The transcript is spliced from 2 exons. Bases 1 to 933 code for a protein of 310 amino acids. Gene Ontology annotation, cellular component: nucleus. NCBI's taxonomy places the organism in Eukaryota, Apicomplexa, Aconoidasida, Haemosporida, Plasmodiidae. Gene Ontology annotation, molecular function: cyclin-dependent protein serine/threonine kinase activity; ATP binding. Gene Ontology annotation, biological process: protein phosphorylation; regulation of mitotic cell cycle.
AUGGAAACGAACUCGACGGAGAGAUACAUCUUCAAACCCAACUUCCUGGGUGAGGGGUCUUACGGAAAGGUGUACAAGGCAUACGACACCAUACUGAAAAAGGAAGUAGCCAUAAAAAAGAUGAAAAUUAACAAAAUAAGUAAUUACAUCGAUGAGUGUGGAAUUAACUUCGUGUUACUUAGAGAAAUAAAAAUAAUGAAAGAAAUAAAACAUCAAAAUAUUAUGACCGCAUUGGAUUUGUAUUGCGAAAAGGACUACAUAAAUUUGGUGAUGGAAAUUAUGGACUACGACUUGGCAAAAAUUAUUAAUCGAAAAGUAUUACUAACAGAUAGCCAAAAAAAAUGUAUCCUUUUGCAAAUUUUGAAUGGCCUGAAUGUAUUACAUAAGUACUAUUUUAUGCAUCGAGAUUUAUCACCUGCGAAUAUCUUCAUUAACAAAAAAGGGGAAGUCAAAAUUGCAGAUUUUGGAUUAUCCUCCAAGUAUGCAUAUGAUAUGUACGUAGAUACGUAUUCAAAAGAUAAACAUAGUAAAAGAGCGUUAAAUUUAACUAGCAAAGUUGUCACCCUAUGGUACAGGGCACCCGAAUUGCUAAUGGGAAGUAAUAAAUACAACUCCUCCGUCGAUAUGUGGAGCUUUGGGUGCAUAUUUGCAGAACUUCAUUUACAGAAGGCUUUAUUUCCUGGAGAAAACGAAAUCGAUCAGUUAGGGAAAAUAUUUUUUUUGUUGGGGACACCAAAAUUUACAAAGGCGAAUAAGAAGGACUUUAAAAACUUAUUUAAAAUUGACGAUGACGACUGUAUCGAUUUGUUAAUGUCUUUUUUGCGGCUGAAUUCACAUGAGCGCAUCACUGCGGAGGAUGCACUGAAGCACAAGUAUUUUUUUAGCGAUCCCCUGCCCUGCGAUGUGUCGCAGCUCCCUUUCAACGAUCUGUGA